Molecule: messenger RNA, 1060 nt
Organism: Megalops cyprinoides (Indo-Pacific tarpon)
Lineage: Eukaryota; Metazoa; Chordata; Actinopteri; Elopiformes; Megalopidae
Gene: lrrc39
Product: leucine rich repeat containing 39
Exons: 8
Coding region: 1-1047 (348 amino acids)
Molecular function (GO): protein binding
Source: RefSeq, a predicted model, not a curated record
AUGACUGGGGUGGCAGUGUGUUUUGGGACAGUAAACUCCGUCAAGGCUCUUUGGGAGACCAGGAUUAAGAAAAGCAGGGAUGACCAGCAGAAGGAACGCGAGCAGAGAGACAAGGCAGCAGUGGGCAGACUUGCACUUGCUUGGGAAGAUCGCAUCACCUUGGCUAAACUCAAAGAGAGGGUGGUGACAGAAGAAGGAAGGGUCAUCUUACGGAUAGAGAAAGAGGAAUGGAAGACUCUGCCCCCAGCCCUGAAACAGCUCCCCCAGCUCCAGGAGUGGCAGCUGCACCGGACGGGAUUACAGAAGAUCCCGCGCUUCAUUGCCACCUUCCAGAACCUCAUAGUUCUGGACCUGUCCCGCAACGCCAUCGCAGAGAUUCCCAAAGAGAUCGGUCAGCUGACCAAGCUGAAGGAGCUGCUGGUGAGCUACAACAGGGUGUCAAGCCUUCCAGAGGAAGUGUGCAGCUGUGAAAGCCUGGAAAAACUGGAGCUGGCUUUCAACAGGGACCUGGACGAGCUCCCGACACAGUUAGGCAACCUCAAGAAGCUGUACCACCUGGACCUCUCCAUGAACCAGUUCACCAGCAUCCCGGAGUGCAUUCUCAACCUGCCCGGCCUGGAGUGGCUCGACAUGGGUGGCAACAGGCUGCAGAGCCUGCCAGAUGACAUUCACCGAAUGGAGAAGGUGCACACACUGUGGCUGCAGCGGAACGAGCUGGAGUAUCUGCCCGAGAACAUCAGCCGCAUGCACAGCCUCGACACGCUUGUGCUGAGCAGCAACAAGCUACGCGACAUUCCUGCCUUAAUGGAGGGUAUGAGUAACCUCAGGUUUGUGAACUUUAGAGACAACCCUCUGACGUUAGAGGUGUCUCUACCAACGCAGAGCUUGUCAGAGGAAGAGGAGGAGGAUGAUGACAGAGAGAUGUUUGGCAGAGAAUUCAUGCACACCUACAUAAAAGAGGCCCGAAAAAGAGAAUCCCCAACAAGUUACACUUCGGUAUUAAACGUGACUGUCGCAGCUGUACCAGGAACAGCACUGGCACUCUGACAGCCCGCCAUGC